AUGAUGCUGACGCGCAGCGCCGCGCUCAUCGGCGUGACAGCGCUGCUGCUCCGGCUCGCCACGGCCCAAGGGCCCUGCUACUACCCCGGCGGCGACCGGAGCGCCGACGUGCCGUGCGACGCAAAGACGGCCGCGAGUGUCUGCUGCGCGUCGGCGGACGCGUGCCUUCCCGACGGCCUCUGCCGUCUCGACGACGACGACGAUGCGGCUCGGGACAUGAUCGGCUAUGCCCAUGGGACGUGCACCGACCCCAGCUGGGCGAGCGACGUCUGCUUCCCGCAGAAUCUACUCGCCCAAGAUAGCCACAGUUCCCGGGCGUCCUCGUUCGUCGCGAGACGCGGGCCGGAGACGACGGCAGCGGCAUCUCCCACGGGCGGGUCCUCCGGCUCCAGCGGCGGGCUGGGCACCGGCGCCAAAGCCGGCAUCGGUAUCGGUGUCGCGCUCGGGAUCGUCGCGCUCGGGGCGGCGGGGUACUUUCAACGACGGGCGAGACUGAAGAGGCGGGCUUCGGGCACCGCGGACGCGGGCGACGAGAAGAGCGGGCAGCACGGCUACGAGAUGGACGAGGCGACGGGCAACGGACACGGUGGGGAAAAGACACCGCCUGUCAUCUGCGAGGGCGGGACGUGUAGUAGGUUACGGAUGGUGGGCGCUUGA
Molecule: messenger RNA, 657 nt
Organism: Colletotrichum graminicola M1.001
Lineage: Eukaryota; Fungi; Ascomycota; Sordariomycetes; Glomerellales; Glomerellaceae
Exons: 2
Coding region: 1-657 (218 amino acids)
Source: RefSeq, a predicted model, not a curated record